Molecule: messenger RNA, 1313 nt
Organism: Manihot esculenta (cassava)
Lineage: Eukaryota; Viridiplantae; Streptophyta; Magnoliopsida; Malpighiales; Euphorbiaceae
Product: GDSL esterase/lipase EXL3-like
Exons: 5
Coding region: 66-1172 (368 amino acids)
Biological process (GO): lipid metabolic process
Cellular component (GO): extracellular region
Molecular function (GO): lipase activity
Source: RefSeq, a predicted model, not a curated record
UCCUAUAUCACCAGUACUUGUCAUAACCCCCAGAAGAAGAACGAGCACACUUCUCGUUCUCAAGCAUGAAGCUUUUCUUUGAAAGCCUUGGAUUUACACUUCCUUAUCUCAUUUUCUUUGUUCUUGUGACAAGCUUACUUCACCUGAAUGCUGCAGUCCCUACCAUAAAAUUACCCAACAAUGAAACAGUUCCAGCAGUUCUUGUGUUCGGAGACUCCAUAGUUGAUACAGGCAACAACAACAAGAUUAUAUCUAGUGCCAAGUGCAACUUCCCUCCUUAUGGGAGAGAUUUCAUUGGUGGAAAACCAACUGGAAGGUUCAGCAAUGGCAGAGUCCCCUCAGACUUCAUAGCUGAAGCAUUUGGUGUAAAGAAGUUCUUGCCGGCGUAUCUUGAUCCAAACCUGAAGCUUGAAGACCUCCUAACAGGAGUCUGCUUUGCCUCCGGCGGAGGUGGUUAUGAUCCUAUCACUUCCAACAUACCCCCUGCAUUUUCCUUGUCUGAUCAAUUACAACAGUUCAAACAAUACAUAAAUAAGAUAAAGUCAGGUGUUGGAGAAGAAAGAAGUGCAACAAUAGUAUCCAAAAGCAUAUACGUAAUCUGCACAGGAAGCAAUGAUAUUCUUAAUACUUAUUAUUCUACUCCAUUCAGGCAAUCCCACUACACUAUUGAUUCCUAUGCGGACUUCUUGGUUGGCAUAGCUUCAAGUUUUAUCCAGGAACUCCAUGGACUUGGAGCAAGAAGAUUUGGGGUGCUGAGCAUGCCACCACUUGGGUGUGUGCCAUCUCAGAGAACUACACGUGGAGGCAUACAAAGAAAGUGUGCAGACUAUGCUAAUAAAGCUGCAACCCUCUUCAAUUCCAAGCUAAUCUCUGCUAUGAAUUCUCUCAAUUCAACUCUUUCUGAUUCCAUUCUCUUAUAUCUCGACGUCUACAAUCCUUUGCUCUCUCUCAUCCAAAAUCCUGCCAAAUAUGGCUUUGAAGUUGCAACAAAAGGAUGCUGCGGCACAGGAAAACUUGAGGUUACUUACCUUUGUAAUAGCUUCGAUGAUCCAUUAACGUGCAAAAAUGACACAAAAUAUGUAUUCUGGGAUAGUUACCAUCCUACAGAGAAGGCUUAUGAUGUCCUUAUCACAAUUGUCUUCAACAGUACUGUUCAGAAGUUGUUGCGAUGAUCGAUGCUCCCUCUUUCCUUUCUGUUUCCAUUAUUGUUGUUAGACAAUGAAUUUGAUAAAAAUAUAAUUCAUCUUGAAGAUGAUUAUCCAUUAUGAAGAGAUACCCAUUUCUAAAGCUGAAAUAAAUCAUUUUACUUGGUA